Messenger RNA from Trichoderma aggressivum f. europaeum, 1029 nucleotides. RefSeq lists its product as uncharacterized. Lineage: Eukaryota; Fungi; Ascomycota; Sordariomycetes; Hypocreales; Hypocreaceae. The transcript has a single exon. Bases 1 to 1029 code for a protein of 342 amino acids. The record is from RefSeq and is a predicted model, not a curated record.
AUGGUGAAACGAGGCCGGCCCUCCCUCAACCUGACGCCCGAGGAGCGCGUCCAGCGCCGCCGCCUGCAGCUCGUUGCCUCCCAACGCAAGCGCAGGGCCCAUAAACGGCUCGCCCAGCAGCCCAAUUCCAAGUCCAAGUCCAAGCCCGCGACGGAAUCUCCCGACUUGCUCCCGGUGAGGCCGGAUCAGGAGGCGCUUUGUCAGUUUUACGAUGCCAUGUUCUCGGACGGUGACGCAACCAAUGCCAGCGCCGCUCGCAAGAUGCCAUCAUCAUCAUCAUCGGAUCCUCAGCCUCACCCUUUCGCUCAGCCUCACCCUCAUCCUCACCCUCAUACGCCGCCCGCAGUCUGCCACAACUGCGGAUCGGCACCGCUGGACACGAUCGCCCUGACCGCAGUCGUGUCCGCUCAUUCACCGGCAAGUCUUAUGAGGACUUCCCACCUAAGAACAGAUACUUAUGCUUCAUCCUCCAGGCUCGCCGGCCCGACGCCGUCCUCAUCAGCAUGGGAUGAACACGAAUACCCGUCCGCGACCGCGCCUGACAAACCAGGCAUCGACCAACACUUCUUCACCGACGAGCAUCUUGCGCAAGCGUACGGCGGCAUCCCUCUGCUAGACUCUAUACUCGGCUCGUUGGAGCCACUUGGCAUGGGCUUAGAUGGCAGCUCCUUACUGGGUGGACUGACUCCAACAUCCAACUCGGAAGCAAUCAGCGCGCCAGCCCCUGCCAAGGAGACAGAAAACGUCUUCCUACUCGGCCGAUUCAGCACGGCGCACAACGAAUGGAUGCCAACGGGUGUACACGAACCAUCAUAUGGCGUUGAAAAGGUCCUCGCAUCCCGUCGGCCGCCGUCUCCAUCUCCCGAACAGGAUGACCCAAACCCAACGUUAUCUGGCGAUGGUGCCGAUCUUCUACCGCCAUGGGCGGGAGCUAAGCAAGUAAGUCUUGCUCGCCUGACCUAUGAAGCCUCAAACUUAAUUUACGGCGGCCCGAUGUCAUUUAUACUUUGUUCGGAACGUGGUGGCUAA